AUUGAAAAUGAUUUGGAACCGGGCGGUACAUCCGGUUCGGGUUGCAAAUCCCAAAAUAAAAGUGAGGCAGAGAGAGAGUCAUGGAGUCGGAAAGAGAAAGAAGAAAGAAGAAAGAAGAAAGAGAUGGCAGGUCGCAGUAUCUCAUACAUUACAGGGUCGCAGCUUCUCUCUCUCAGACGCCAACCAACCAUCGCCAUAGUCGAUGUCAGAGACGACGAGAGGACUCACGAUGGACACAUAUCCGGUUCUCUUCAUUACGCAAGCGAUGGUUUCACCGAUAACAUCUCUAAGCUUAUUCACGAAGUUAAAGGCAAAGACACCCUCGUCUUUCACUGCGCUCUAAGUCAGGUUCGAGGCCCAAGUUGUGCUAGGAAGCUUGUCAAUUAUCUUGAAAACAGCAAGGAAGAUGUUGGGAUAAAGAACAUUAUGGUCUUAGAACGUGGCUUCAAUGGUUGGGAAGCUUCUGGUAGACCCGUUUGCCGCUGCAAGAACGUUCCUUGUAAGGAGAGUGAGUGUGCUUCUUAAUCAAAGAAAUAUUUGUGGUUGGGAUGCAAUCAUGGAAGCUUAUUGUCUUUCAUGUGCUGUGUGUUUGCACAAAUUUGUAUACAAAAGCAAAUGUAUGACCAAUAUAAUUUACAUCAUUAUAUAAAUCAUAGGUAAGCUGAAUACCUAGUUUAUGUUUUGUCCAUCACUUUAUGUUGUAAGAAAUCCUUGAAUGGAGAUUGUCAUGAAUAACCAAGGUACUCACUUGAAUACAUUCUGAAUUUGUAAUUUGAUGAAUAUGGUUGAAUAUAGGAACUUGGAGUAGAAACAUGUCUGUAACAUGCUUUGUUAAAUGCAAAUGGAUAUGUUCAGCAGUUAUAUGGAUGA
This is a messenger RNA of Cicer arietinum (chickpea), 870 nucleotides long. Its product is annotated as dual specificity phosphatase Cdc25. Gene Ontology annotation, molecular function: protein tyrosine phosphatase activity. Gene Ontology annotation, cellular component: nucleus; cytoplasm. The record is from RefSeq and is a predicted model, not a curated record. Lineage: Eukaryota; Viridiplantae; Streptophyta; Magnoliopsida; Fabales; Fabaceae.